UUCCAUGUCCCUUAAGAUCCUCUUAGAAUAUUUCCAUUCGAAAUCCUACAUUCCAUUGUCCGUUAGCCACUUCGCUCUAUUUUUCUUGUGGACCAUGACGAUCUGUCUAAUAUUCGAUAACCGAAGUUUUGGAUGUCCCUGUUUUUUGUUUAUGGAUUAUCUCAAAAAGAAAAUGGAAUCGGGGGAAGAUGACAAAUCACGAGCAGCCAAAUACAAUUGGUUAUAUCUAAUAAGGUUGUUAGGGGCUCAAUUCUUGGGUUUAUUUUUAACUUUUCUGUGUUUGCGGUUGGCUAACAUAGGUUAUUAUUACGGAAUUCACGAUGCCCAAGCCAUUUUUUCUAGAAAAAUCGUCACCUUCAGUUUAAUAAAAGUGAGGAAGAAAUUCGAUCCAGCGCUGGCUCGCGCCUUGAUAACCGUAAACGCCAUUUGCAGCUCUGAUUUAAAAGUAACGCCGUAUCUAGGAUUCCUCGCCGAAUUUUCGGCUAUGCUUGCAUUGCUCAUCACAAUGUAUAUCGCGGAAAGAUUGAAGGAUAAAUAUUCCUGGCACUUGAUGAAUCGGGACCUACUUGAUUUAGUCUCCAAAUCGCUAGUCGCUACUUGCUUGGUUUGCGUGGGGGCUCCUUUUACUGGCAUGUAUUUCAAUCCAUUACUAGCGUCAGCUCUCACUGUUGGAUGCAAUGGCAGUACCUUUUAUAGAGAUAUUUUUGUUUAUUGGUUAGGACCUCUAAGCGGAGUGUUGCUAUUUUAUUUCCUAAUUCAUCAAGCUUCCUCAAAUUCGAUUAAAAAGAAGAACUAUAAGUCCUGAUUUCUAAGAAAACAUUUAUCCCGGAUAUAUGAAUUUCCAUUCAUAAUAGAGAUGUAUGGUUAUAAAAAAAUAUAUCCCAAUUUGAUGAGCGGGUUUAAAGUUGAUUUUAAAUUUAUAAUACACCAUAUAGAAAUUCAUAGAAUGCUUUAUAUUAUUAAUUGGUGUCUUCAAAAAUUUUGAAAAAAUAGGACUGGGUGACGAUAUAAUGAAUUGACA
This is a messenger RNA of Gordionus sp. m RMFG-2023, 1021 nucleotides long. RefSeq lists its product as uncharacterized. The transcript has a single exon. Gene Ontology annotation, cellular component: cytoplasm. Gene Ontology annotation, molecular function: channel activity. NCBI's taxonomy places the organism in Eukaryota, Metazoa, Nematomorpha, Gordioida, Chordodea, Parachordodidae. The coding region runs from base 5 to 805 and encodes 266 amino acids. The record is from RefSeq and is a predicted model, not a curated record.